UCAGUUUGACCUUGUUAGAUUUCAAACUUAAAACCCUUUAAUCCAGGUAUUGACACUAAUGCAAAAUUAGUGCAUAUCAAUGCGACUGUUUGACGGUUUCUGAGCCUGACACAGGUCAGCUCUUAUCACUGUCUCUUGUUUGUCCUACAAGCUCCACCCCGGUUCCCUCUGCUUUGCCCUGACUUUAAUUCAUUUAUGUGUCAACACUGGAGACCAGCAUUGAACCAAAUUCAAUUACAAAACACCCAAUUAAAAGCCUGGAAGUGACAUCACAAAAACAUACCAGUGUUUACAUCUUUAUAGGUCAAAUCUGUCGUGUCACAGGAGCAUUUGCGCCUGAAGCAGUAAAACUACACAAAUAUAAACAUGUCUCUCUUUCUCCCUUUUGGUUCAUACAGUUAAGUUCUUGAGGGAAUUUCAUAUAAUAAAUUAGCAAUGACAGUGUAAAUGGGCCGAUAAGUAUUCAGUCCAGUUUUCUAGUCUCGAUGACUGCUCAAAGUACUUUACACUAAAGUUUGACCAUUCACAUUCAUAGUGUUUCUAUAGGCAGCACUCUUUCUAUUAGAGCAUUCACAGUCUGCUGGCACAUCCACCAGGUGUAAUUUGGGGUUAGGUGUCUUGCCACACAGACAGUAGUCUGACUAUAAUUUCCACAUGAAAAUGAGAGAUGCCAGGAUUUUAGAUAAGGGACAUUGUUAUUCUCACUAUGAGAUCACACAGGCAACUUGACAGGCAGACCUUAUCUGGUUUAUGCAGCACUGGAGCCAUGUUUUAAAAGGGAAAAAAUAGCUAUGAACCUCUACCGUUUGCUUGUUUUUACUUGGAAAUGACAGUCAUGGUCUAACAAUUACAGUAAUUACUUUCUAGUUGCUGCAUGCAGGUAAGCUUAAUGUGGAAGGCUUUGCGUCAUAGAGAUCUAAAAAAAAAAUAAAGAAUACAACUUAAUAACAGUACUCUAAGUGCAUGAUUUCAUAUUUGUAUUUCUGCUAUUGUAACCAGAGUGUAACCAGACAGGAACAAGAGAAAAAAAAUUGUGAAUGGAUCAGCCAUUUUGUAGUCUGGUCAUGUUUUGGGUCUCCACUUGUUCUCCGACAACGCCUUUCUAUUCACUGGUGCACACACACACACACACACACACACACACAGAAACUGAGAAAAACAGGGGAUCCCGAUCCGUCACAGAGGUGACAUCACAGCCUGCAAGUAAUGAAAACGAGCUCAACAAGGGAGUCCCCACUUCCCCUCCCUCCUACAUAUCCCACAGACAGAAGAGAGAGUAGCGCUGGGGCAAGUGACUCUCAUUAGUUCAGAGAGAAAAAGAGGGAUUCACAUGCACAAGAGAGUGCACCGACACACGCAGAAACACACUUUGGCUGCGUCUCCAUAGUGACCAGCUUUGCUCCCCCAGCUUGGGGAGGAAAUGCCAAACUCGGUGCUUCAGAGUCACUCCACAUUGCUCCUUUCUGUCCCUCUGUCUUGCCAGACGGGGGGAAAAAAAGUUAUCUUCCUCUUAUCACUCCUCCACCUCCCAUCUGCACAGUCUAUCAUCUCUCCUUUCUCCCAUUUUUCCUCCUUUUCAUUUCCACUCUCUCUUUCCAACAGUCUCCCUCCCUCUGUCCCUCUCCCACACCAUUUCUCUCCGUCUCGCUCUCCCUCCCCCGUCAGUAAGUUCAUUGAAGUAGACAACAGAGAGAUGAAAGAGAAGAACCACUGGCACAAGCCUGUGACCAUCAUCAUCUCUGUGAUUGGUGUCAUGGCGAUUGUUGCCUUGGUGACGGUAGCAGUUUUGCAGAACAGGCCUCUCUCCCAAAAGUAUAAGUAUGGGAUUGUGAUGGACGCCGGAUCCUCCCACACAGCACUGUACAUCUACGCCUGGCCAGCUGAGAAAGAUAACAACACCGGCAGAGUGGAACAGACACAUUCCUGUAAAGUCAAAGGUCCAGGUAUCUCCAGCUAUGCAUCUAACCCAUCGAAAGCAGGGGAGUCUCUGAGAGUCUGCAUGCAGGAGGCCAAGCAGCUAGUCCCUGCAAAUCACCAUAGCGAGACACCCGUUUAUCUGGGUGCUACUGCGGGGAUGAGAUUGCUAAAUUUGGAGGACAGCUCAGCGUCAGACAAGGUCUUUCAAGCUGUGGAGGGAGCUCUGCAAAAGUUCCCCUUCUCCUUUCAGGGAGCAAGAAUCCUAAGUGGCCAGGAAGAGGGAGCUUUUGGCUGGGUCACAGUCAACUAUUUGGAUGAUCGGUUGAAACAGGGCUUGGAAACAAAAGGUGCUCUUGACCUUGGUGGGGCGUCCACACAAAUUAGCUUUGUAUCCGAUACAUUCGACGGCUCGGAGUCUCCUGACAAUAACGUGAACUUCCGACUCUACGGAAAUGACUAUAACUUGUACACUCACAGCUUCCUGUGUUACGGGAAAGACCAGGCGCUACGAAUGACGCUGGCACAACAGACCUUGUCAGGUCCAGGAUCAAUACUAGACCCUUGUUUCCAUCCUGGCUACACUGACACAAAGAACUACUCAGUCCUCUAUGACAGUCCGUGUGUGUCAAAAAUGAAACACCAAAAUGCUACCGCUACCUUUACUCACAAGGGGGGAGGAGACUUCCUACAAUGCCAAGAUGUCAUCAAAAGAAUCUUCAACUUCAAACACUGCAAAUACAACCAGUGCUCCUUCAAUGGGAUCUUCCAGCCAUUUCUGCAGGGGCAGUAUGGGGCUUUCUCUGCUUACUACUUUGUGAUGGACUUCCUCAAUCUGACAGAUACAUCCAUCCCUCUGGAAGACGUCAAGGAAAAGCUAAAACGCUACUGUGCUACCCCUUGGAGUGAGCUAACGCAGCAGCAUGGAAACUUAAAGUACCUGGCUGAAUACUGCUUCUCUGGCACAUACAUCGUCACCCUGCUGACCGAAGGAUACAACUUCACCUCACAAACCUACCCCACCAUAAAAUACAUCAAGAAGAUAAAAGGCAGCGAUGCAGGCUGGACGCUGGGCUACAUGCUGAAUCUGACUAACAUGAUUCCAGCCGAAGCUCCGGACACUCCCCCUCUGCCCCACGCAGGCUACGUCUCCAUCGUCACCAUCAUGGCAAUACUGCUCUUCAUCCUCUUCAUCGUCAGCCUGCGUCCUCUCUGGCCGCGGUGCUCCAAACAGCCACAUAUUAUAUGAACACACACACAUACAUACUGUAUGUACAGUAUGUAUUUAUGUGUGAAAUUGCAAUGAAGGGAAUGUGUGUGACGUGUCUGUGAGCUGGUGUCCACUAUUUUACCUAUAAUGGGAAUGAAUUUACACUUAACAGCCUUUGUGGGGAUUUCAAAAGGUCAAAAGGUCAAACAUCUGCUGAACAACAACAACCCUGCAGCUCAUAUGGAGUCAAGGAAAUUUCAGAAGGACAAAGGUUUUCUCAUACCGGGGGAUAAAUGAACCUUGAUUCCCUGGUUGAAGCACAUUUCCUCAUGUGUUUUUUUGUUUUGUUUUGUUUUUUUAUGUGAGUGUGCAUUUGAAUGUAUGUGUGAAUGUGAGUGCCCACAUCAGUCUGCAUGUACAGUAUGUGUCUCGAAAUAUAAUGUGAAUGCAAUACUAUAACAAAUAAACAACCUGAGUUUAUAGAAAA
Molecule: messenger RNA, 3611 nt
Organism: Solea solea (common sole)
Lineage: Eukaryota; Metazoa; Chordata; Actinopteri; Pleuronectiformes; Soleidae
Gene: entpd1
Product: ectonucleoside triphosphate diphosphohydrolase 1
Exons: 10
Coding region: 1421-3163 (580 amino acids)
Biological process (GO): nucleoside diphosphate catabolic process
Cellular component (GO): plasma membrane
Molecular function (GO): GDP phosphatase activity; UDP phosphatase activity
Source: RefSeq, a predicted model, not a curated record